CGUGAUUGGAUUCAAGAAAAUCUUGCAAAAAUAUUUUCCACCGCAUCCAAAUACGAAAAUUUUACUAGACUUUGGAAACAAUUUUGUGGAGAAUUAUUAGCACAACAACCAAAUGCACUUUUCACUUCUUCAUAUUUCCUUUCAUUAAAACGGUCAACCUUACUUACAUUUAUUAAACGCAAUGAUUUGAAUAUUGAUGAAAGUGAAAUUUGGAAAAUUUUGAUCAAGUGGGCAUGUGAGCAAACGCCAAAACUUUGUCACGAUGUUAGUCAAUUUACGAAAAAUGACUUUAAUGAGUUAGAAAGUCGAUUGAAAGAUUUUAUUCCAUUUAUGAGAUUCUUCAGUAUUACAAAGGAUCAGUACACUUUAGGAGUUUUGCCUUAUGAAUAUAUUCUUCCUGAUUCUUUGAGAAAUGAAUUAAAGGAAUUCUUUGAAUCGAAUGAGAAAAUAUCUCCACCUAAAAAUUUUCGACUACCAAGAAUUCCAAUCACUCAAACGGUGCCAGAUUCCGUUCUAAUUAAUAAUAAACACUUGGCACUUUUAGCAAAAAUUGGGUUGAAAUAUAAUGAAGACGCUUUUAUUUGUUCUUUGGGCGGCGGUGACAAAAAAUUUGGUAUCGUUUUAAGUCGAGCUAAAUAUAACGAAAUGUCAAUUCGUAAUGCACCAAAUUUGGCAAUUGGAUUUAUGGAUCUUGGAUGGUUUGAAGGAAGGUAUAAUCAUUUAUAUUUCGAAAAAAGAAUUAUGGAUAGUAAUUAUAAGGAAUUUAUUCAAGAUUAUGAAGUUUUUCAAGUUUGUAAAAAGAGUGUAUAA
Molecule: messenger RNA, 810 nt
Organism: Funneliformis geosporum
Lineage: Eukaryota; Fungi; Glomeromycota; Glomeromycetes; Glomerales; Glomeraceae
Source: the annotation of a GenBank genome assembly